Molecule: messenger RNA, 4214 nt
Organism: Cynocephalus volans (Philippine flying lemur)
Lineage: Eukaryota; Metazoa; Chordata; Mammalia; Dermoptera; Cynocephalidae
Product: E3 ubiquitin-protein ligase RNF14-like
Exons: 9
Coding region: 246-1592 (448 amino acids)
Biological process (GO): positive regulation of proteasomal ubiquitin-dependent protein catabolic process; protein polyubiquitination; ubiquitin-dependent protein catabolic process
Cellular component (GO): cytoplasm; ubiquitin ligase complex
Molecular function (GO): ubiquitin conjugating enzyme binding; ubiquitin protein ligase activity; zinc ion binding
Source: RefSeq, a predicted model, not a curated record
GACAGUGUCGGGAAAGUUACAGUCUGGCUGGAUUUUAAAGGAAGACAUGGGUCUAAUUGGAAAACGCUACGUGGAAGAGGACUUUGGAGGUGGUCCUUGAAGGCUCAGUGGAAAGAAUCAGAAGGAAAUGGAGAUGGCAGGUUUUCCAUAGUAUAUCUAGUAUGAGUCCUACAUCUCAGCCUCCUAUCCAGCUUGAGCAGUGUCAGCUGCACUGGCUAGCGAAUAAAUGUUCCUCAGAAAAUUAAAUGUCGUCAGAAGACCGAGAAGCUCAGGAAGAGGAAUUGCUGGCCCUGGCGAAUAUUUAUGAUGGAGAUGAAUUUAGAAAAGCAGAGUCUGUCCAAGGUGGAGAAAUCAGGAUCCAUUUGGAUCUGCCACAAAAUUUCAAGAUAUUUGUAAGCGGCAAUUCAAAUGAGUAUCUCCAGAAUAGUGGCUUCGAAUACGCCAUCUGCUUUCUGCCUCCACUUGUGCUGAACUUUGAACUGCCACCAGAUUAUCCAUCCACCUCCCCACCUUCAUUCACACUUAGUGGCAAAUGGCUGUCACCAACUCAGCUAUCUGCUGUGUGCAGGCACUUAGACCGCCUCUGGGAAGAGCACCGUGGCAGCGUGGUCUUGUUUGCCUGGAUGCAGUUUCUUAAGGAAGAGACUCUAGCAUACCUGAAUAUUGUCUCUCCUUUUGAGCUCAAGAUGGGUUCUCAGAAAAAAGUGCAGAGAAACACAGCUCAAGCCUCUCCCACCACAGAGCUAGAUUUUGGAGGAGCUGCUGGUUCUGAUGUAGAUGAAGAGGAGGUUGUGGACGAGAGAGCUGUGCAGGAUGUGGAAUCGUUGUCAAGUCUGAUCCGGGAAAUCUUGGACUUUGAUCAAGCUCAGCAGAUAAAAUCCUUUAAUGGUAAAUUGUUCCUGUGCAAUAUCUGUUUCUGUGAGAAGCUGGGUAGUGAAUGCAUGUACUUCAUGGAGUGCAGGCACGUGUACUGCAAAGCCUGUCUGAAGGACUACUUUGAAAUCCAGAUCAGAGAUGGCCAGGUUCAAUACCUCAACUGCCCGGAACCAAAGUGCCCUUCGGUGGCCACUCCUAGUCAGGUCAAAGAGCUAGUGGAAGCAGAGUUAUUUGCCCGUUAUGACCGCCUUCUCCUUCAGUCUACCUUGGACCAGAUGGCAGAUGUGGUGUGCUGCCCCCGCCUGUGUUGCCAGCUGCCUGUGAUCCAAGAGCCUGGCUGCACCAUGGGCAUCUGCUCCAGCUGCAAUUUUGCCUUCUGUACCUUGUGCAGAUUGACCUACCACGGGGUCUCUCCAUGUAAGGGGACUGCAGAUGAUGACCCUGACGCAGAUGAGGUCAAUAAACGAUUGUCGACAUCGAAGUAUCGUCGGAGGAAGAUUAAGAAGGAAGAGAUGAAAAGUAAGCAGUGGCUAGAAAAUAACUCUAAGAGCUGCCCGUGCUGUGGGACUCCCAUACAGAAAGUAGAAGGAUGUAACAAGAUGACAUGUCCUGGCUGUAAGGGAUAUUUCUGCUGGAUUUGCAUGAAUUCCCUCUCUCAAGAAAGACCUUAUGAUCAUUUCAGUAAUCCUGAUUCCCCGUGUUUUAAACGGUGUUAAUAUCCUGUGAAUGUUAAUAGAAGACUAGUUUCCUCGUUCUGCUCAAGAUAUGGAGAUGGAAUGGUUUGCCCUAGUCUUUCAUCCGGUGCACAAAGCAACCUUGCAGGAUAUAUAGAGUGCCAUUCAUUCACUCUUCCUGUGUAGAAGAUAUGGAAGAACAAGUUUUAUAUUUUCAUAUAGUACUACUGAUUAAGACACAUUCAUACAUUUUUUCAGUGUAACAUAAAUUGAGAAAAAUUAUAAGCCAAAGGUUCUGAAAAUGAAAACUUCAGAAUAUUAAAUAUUUUAAUAUGCCCAAAGCUCUGAAUAGUUAAAAAUUAAAUAUUUAUUUUCUUCCUCAAGCUGUAGGUAAGGAGGGGUAAAGAGUUAAACUUAUUAGACCCUUUUGUCUCUGAAAAGCAUCCCUCUAAGACAUUCUGCUGGAGCCCCCUCAGUACUACUUCUUACCACUGGGGAGGGUAGAAGCCUUAUUAAAAGUGGACUGGCUGGGCCGGCCCGUGGCUCACUCGGGAGAGUGUGGUGCUGAGAACACCAAGGCCCCGGGUUCGGAUCCCAUAUACGGAUGGCCGGUUCGCUCACUGGUUGAGCGUGGUGCUCACAACACCAAGUCAAGGGUUAAGAUCCCCUUACCGGUCAUCUUUAAAAAAUAAAUAAAUAAAUAAAUAAAAAAUAAAAGUGGACUGGGACCUUAUCUCCUUUAGUCUGUGUUAGUCACAUUCCAUCCAACCUAAAUUUCUGCUGAGUUAAUUCUUUCCUUGGGGGAAGCCCUUUACUCUAUAACUGACUGCAUGCCCCAGUGUCAUUUUGACUUGCUGCAUUUCAGAAUAGAACUUUAUAAUAAUUUUUAAAAAUAUUUUUUAAUACCACACACACACACUGUGGGUACUUGAUAUUUAUUGGUGGGGUAUACAGUCCACUGGUUUAGAGCCAAGUCUAGGAUUUAAUGAUACUGGCUCAGAAGAAUUUCAGCCCUGUUCAACUUGCCCGGUCAGUAGAGCCUGGAUUCAAAACGACUUGCCUUUGCUACCUUUUGCUCCACCUUCUCUUUGUUUACCCUCACCCUGCUUUCUGUUGGGAAGGACAAUUUUCGUAUUAAUUCCAGCAGCAGUUACUAUUAUUUCCUUUGUGGAAUAGGAGAAAGUCUAAUAUAUUUCCCAUCUGAACAAGCCAAACAUUCUUUAAUUAUCUGCUUUUUGAACCUGUUCACACCAGAAAAGUUCCUAAUUUGCUAACUUCCUGUAUUAUUUUCUGAAGGUUUUCUCUAAAUAGCUGUGAGAAUUUGGCUUUUUACCUGCUUUUGCAACAGCAGUGUUUUGGGUGAGCAUUUUGGCUUGAUAACUAUAUUCCUGUUUCUGGGUUUUGUUGGUGUUUUGAAAAAUUGUCUUUGCUUAUGGCUUGGUGAGUGGCUUGGUAGCAGAAUAAGAUUUUUUGAAAAAGAGACAGCAGAAUUCCACUGCAGCUUGUGAACAUGUUCUUUUCUGCUACCUCGUUAUUUAAAGUUAAGGAAUCAGUUUUAACUGUUUUAGAUGUGUGUGUCCAAAGAGGCAGCAAGGACUGUGUACUGGAUCGUCAAUGAGGAUGCUUAAUCUUAAAAAAUAAAAAUAAUUUAAAAAAUCACCUUAAAAAUAUAACUGAGUUGCUGCUAUUUGUUCUGUCUCCAAGGCAACUGAUCACAUUUUAAAAGUCUGUUUGGCAUGGAACAUCUUCUUAUGCGAGAAGAAAGUCAUGGAACAGCACCUUCUCUAAUACCUGGGCUAGUGAGUGAGCUUAGGGGUUAGGGCCCAGAUUUUGUUUAAACCAGAUAGUUUCACGGACUUCCAUUCAGUACCUUGUGUUGAAGAGCCAAAGUUAAUGUAAGAGUAGUUGAAGAUAAGAAAUGAAAAUUAAAACAAUUAUACAGUAUGUACCUGGAAAAGAGACUUCUGUGAUUGAAUAGGAGUUUAAUUCGUAGUUUUUCAGUAGUAACCACUCAGAAACUCUAAUUUAGUUCAUGAGCUGGUUGAUACUUGCUGGAGAUCAUUUAAUUUGAAGUUGUUGUAUGUUAUGUUGAGGAUGUCAUGGAAGUAGGAAAGAAGCCUUUAAAAUAUAGUUUUAUGAAAGAAAUGGGAAGGUUUUUUAAAUUUAUGAUUUAAAAAACAUAACAGAGGUGUGUAGUCUCAAAGAAUUGUUUGUUCACCUGAGUAUUUCUUUCUUCUUUCCUCAGGUACAAAAUCUUCAUCCCUCAGUUUUAACAGAAACUGUAGAGCUUCUAAAAUCUUAUUUUUGAGCAUGAGUUAUGGGCCAGAUAUAAGAUGGAGUAGUUUUGGUUGAGUACUUUUGUCUCUGAAUGAAAUGAAAAAUUUGGGUAACUCCCUGAAUGAAUGCCCUGUGAAAACAAUUGGGUUUGUGGAAGGUGGUGGUUUCAAGAAAGUGUAUGAGAGAAUAAAGUGUUUUGUACCUGGCUUAAUUUCAUGAAGGCCCUUUUCCCAAGUGGCUGAGAUUUGCCAUAAAUUCACAUGAACCUCAUUGUUCCUUUUGGUGGGAGUUUGGAGAGGCCCUGUCCCUUGAUUUUAUAUAAAAGGUUUGGAUCUAGAGCUGAUAAAUGACAAUAAAUUACUACAUAAUUUUUUUUUUAAGUCAAAA